Messenger RNA from Telopea speciosissima, 3512 nucleotides. Its product is annotated as methionine S-methyltransferase. NCBI's taxonomy places the organism in Eukaryota, Viridiplantae, Streptophyta, Magnoliopsida, Proteales, Proteaceae. The record is from RefSeq and is a predicted model, not a curated record. Gene Ontology annotation, molecular function: pyridoxal phosphate binding; methyltransferase activity. The coding region runs from base 32 to 3316 and encodes 1094 amino acids. Gene Ontology annotation, biological process: biosynthetic process. The transcript is spliced from 12 exons.
ACUCGAGAUAGAGAAACAGAGAGAGAGAGGGAUGGGGUCAUCAACGUAUGGAACAAUGGAUGACUUCUUGAAGCAGUGCCAACAGUCGGGAGACGCAGCUUACACGGCCAUAAAAUCUCUGCUGGAGAAGCUCGAAGAUCCGUCCACUAGAGCUGAAGCUCGGAUCUUCCUUUCCAAUCUACAGAAGCGCUUCGAUACCGAGGCGGCUUCUGAGCAAUGCUUCCACACCUUCCAUUUCCGUAUCCACGACAUUCUUCUUGGUGGUUACCAAGGAUACCAGAGGAGGAAGAAAUUGACAAUGAUGGUGAUUCCAAGUAUUUUUGUCCCAGAGGACUGGUCCUUCACUUUUUAUGAAGGACUGAAUAGACAUCCUAACUCUAUAUUCAAGGACAAGACAGUCUCCGAACUUGGUUGUGGAAAUGGAUGGAUAUCCAUUGCACUGGCUGAGAAUUGGUCUCCGUUAAAGGUAUAUGGCCUUGAUAUAAACCCAAGAGCCGUAAAAGUUGCAAAAAUAAAUUUAUACUUAAAUGCUUUGGAUGAGAAUGGACAGCCUAUUUAUGAUGGAGAGAAGAAAACUUUGCUGGACAGAGUGGAGUUUCAUGAAUCUGAUCUGCUUUCUUACUGUAGAGAUCAUAACAUCGAACUGGAACGAAUUGUUGGUUGCAUACCUCAGAUUCUCAAUCCGAAUCCAGAGGCCAUGUCAAAGAUGAUUACAGAAAAUGCAAGCGAGGAAUUCUUAUAUUCAUUAAGUAACUAUUGUGCACUUCAGGGUUUUGUUGAGGACCAAUUUGGAUUAGGUCUAAUAGCUAGAGCUGUUGAGGAAGGAAUAGCUGUCAUCAAACCUCUGGGGAUCAUGAUCUUUAAUAUGGGAGGGCGUCCAGGACAAGGUGUGUGUAAACGCUUGUUUGAACGUCGUGGUUUCUGUGUGACGAAGCUUUGGCAGACUAAAGUUGUUCAGGCUUCUGAUACAGAUAUUUCAGCCUUGGUUGAAAUUGAGAAGAAUAGCCGUCAUCGUUUUGAGUUCUUCAUGGGGCUUGGUGGUGAUCAACCUAUUUGUGCCCGAACAGCCUGGGCCUAUGGGAAGGCUGGUGGCUGUAUCUCACAUGCUUUAUCAGUCUAUAGUUGUCAACUUCGUCAACCAAAUCAUGUGAAGGUAAUAUUUGACUUUAUAAAAAAUGGCUUCCAAGAGGUCAGCAAUCCAUUGGAUUUGACUUUUGACGAUGAUUCCGUUGCCGAUGAGAAGAUUCCCUUCCUAGCUUAUCUUGCCAGUGUGUUGAAAGAAAACUCAUUUCUCCCAUAUGAGCCUCCAGCUGGAAGCACCAGAUUUCGUAAUCUUAUUGCCGGGUUUAUGAAAACAUACCAUCAUAUUCCACUUAAUACUGACAAUGUUGUUGUAUUUCCAUCAAGGGCUGUGGCAAUUGAGAAUGCUCUUCGAUUGUUCUCACCGCGACUUGCCAUUGUUGAUGAACAUUUGACCAGGCAUCUACCGAAACUAUGGUUAACCUCUCUAGCAAUGGAGGCGGGAUGUGAUGUUGAGCCUUUGGAGGCUGCUGUUACAGUCAUUGAAGCCCCACGCCAAUCUGAUCUGAUGAUAGAGUUGAUAAAGAAGUUGAAACCACAGGUUGUGGUUACAGGGAUGGCUCAAUUUGAGGCAGUUACAAGUUCAGCUUUUGAGCACCUUUUAGAUACCACAAGGGAGAUCGGCUCUCUUCUUUUCUUGGACAUAUCUGAUCAAUUUGAGCUUUCUAGCCUCCCUGGUUCAAAUGGGGUACUGAAAUAUCUUGCAGGAAAUAUCCUGCCCUCACACGCGGCAAUUAUUUGUGGUCUAGUUAAAAAUCAGGUAUAUUCAGAUCUGGAAGUAGCUUUUGUCAUUUCAGAAGAGGAGUCCAUUUUUAAAGCAUUAUCGAAGACGGUGGAGUUGCUUGAAGGGCAUACCGCUUUAUUUAGCCAAUAUUACUAUGGUUGUCUUUUCUAUGAGCUUCUAUCCUUUAAGCUUGCUGAUCGUCAUCCACCUGCACAGAGAGAAUGUGAGAAGGCAAGGACUGUUGAGAUGAUUGGGUUCACAAGUUCUGCCAUCUGUGCUCUUAGUACUGGUGAGCUAUCCAUUAGUGAGUUACAGAACUCUUCAGUAAUUCACAUGGAUGUAGAUCAGAACUUCCUCCCGAUACCUGCACCUAUAAAAGCUGCCAUCUUUGAGAGUUUUGCAAGACAGAACUUGGCUGAGACAGAAAUUGAUGUGAAUAUUGGCAUUCGACAGUUUAUCAAGGGCAACUAUGGAUUCCCAACUGAUGGUACAGAAGUUAUAUAUGGAGAUUCCCCUCUGGCUCUUUUCAACAAGAUGGUACUUUGCUGCAUACAGGAAGGUGGAAUCUUGUGCUUUCCUGCUGGCUCAAAUGGAAAUUAUGUAUCUGCUGCCAAGUUUUUGAAUGCAAACAUUUUGGAUAUCCCAACCCAGUCUGAAGCAGGAUUUAAGCUCACAGAGAAGGUACUGAUAAGCUUCCUUGGAACGGUGAAGAAGCCUUGGGUUUAUCUUUCAGGUCCAACAGUCAAUCCAACAGGCUCGCUUUACAGCAAUGAAGAGAUGAGAGGAAUAUUAUCUGUCUGUGCCAAAUUUGGGGCAAGAGUUUUGAUUGAUGCUUCUUUCUCUGGAUUGGAAUUUCUCACUGAGGGUUGGAAUAUGUGGAAUUUAUGGGAUAGUUUGUCGAAGCUGAAUUACCAGUGCAACCCAUCUUUUUGUGUGUCAUUGCUCGGUGGACUAUCUUUUGAGAUGCUAACUGGAGGCCUUACAUUUGGGUUUCUGGUUCUAAAUCAGCCUCAUUUGAUUGAUGCAUUCUAUUCCUUCCCAGGAUUAAGCAAACCCCACAGCACCGUCAAGUAUGCUAUAAAAAGGUUGCUAGGUCUUAGAGAGCAGAAGACUGAGAAUCUAUUGGAGGCUAUUGUGGAGCAGAAAAGGAUUCUGAGUAGUAGAUUUAACUGCUUAAAGGAGGUGCUCCAAAGAUGUGGUUGGGAUGUGCUUCAAUGUUGCGGUGGUGUCUCUAUGGUAGCAAAACCAACAGCAUAUCUAGGUAAAACCUUGAAGCUUAACCAAUCGUCCAAUGAUGGAGGUGCCAACAAUAUUGCUGAUGCUUGUGAAUUAGAGCUCAACGACUCUAAUUUCAGGGAAGCCAUUCUCAGGGCCACUGGUUUAUGUAUCAACAGUGGUUCAUGGACUGGAAUCCCCAGUUACUGUCGGUUCACACUUGCAUUAGAAGACAAUGAAUUUGAAAAAGCUUUGGAAUGCAUAGUCAGAUUCAAGAAGGCUGUCCUUGGUGACUGAAAAACACUAUUAUUAUUAUGAUUUUUUUUGGGUCCAAUUUUGACAUCAUCACAGCUUAGGUAUCCAGAAAUAAGUAACUUAAAACUGCUGGAUUCAUCAUGGGUGGGAUGUUUUUCUUUUGCUAUGAAACAUGUUGCUUCUUCGGAAGUCUUUUUUAUUUUUGUCUGUUAGUAGACUUAAAUCUCUGGCAUAUACU